AUGGAAAAUCAAAUUCAUAGUUUAUUACAUUUUCCAUCAUCUGCGUCCACAGGUUCCACAUCAAAUAGUCACAACAACCACCAUAAUAACAAUAAUAACAAUAAUUAUAAUAAUAAUAAUAAUAAUAAUAUUAAUAAUAUUAAUAAUAACCAUCAUCACCACCAUAAUUAUAAAUCAAUUCAACAACAUUCACCACAUUCAAGCACUCCAAAUAUUUCCACUGAAAAUGUAGAUAUUUAUUCAUCUCAUGAAGCAAAUUCAAGUAAUGGUUAUAAUAAUGGAAAUAAUUUUUCUUAUUCAAUGAAUGGUAAUUUUAAUUAUAAUUUUUCCCCAAUGAAUUCACCACACCAUAGUCAUAACCAUCCCGAUACAAGUAAUAAUAAUAUGUUACCUUUAAAUGAUAGUGGAAUUCAUUUUAAUCAACAUCAGCAUCCAUCUUCUGCAUCCUCCUCUUCCUCAUCGUCAUCUUCGUCAUUAUCAUCUUCUUCGCAUCACCAUCAUAGUAAUCACCAUCAUCAUCAUCCAAAUUUACACAUUAACUUGCCACCAAUACCACAAUAUCCUUCACUUAAUGAUAGUAGUAGUAAUGGAAAUGGGACACCUGCAUUAUCAUCACCCUCUUCAACUACUCCACAUCCAACUACUCCACAUCCAACCACUCCAACCUCAACUCCAAAUCAAAGAUUCCAAAGUAAUGGUUCAAGUUCAUUUCAAAAUCAACUUCAAAAUCAUUUAGAAAAUAAACUUUCAAGUUUUUGGUCUUCUCAACUAAGAGAUAUUCAUAAAACUGAAGAUUUUAAAACUCAUGAAUUACCAUUAGCAAGAAUUAAAAAAAUUAUGAAAUCCGAUAAAGAUGUUAAUAAAAUUUCAUCUGAAGCACCGAUUUUAUUUGCAAAAGCAUGUGAAAUUUUAAUAUUAGAAAUGACCCAUAGAUCAUGGGUACACACUGAAAUGAAUAAAAGAAGAACUCUUCAAAGAACCGAUAUAAUAAACUCAUUAUCAAGAUGUGAAACCUUUGAUUUUCUUAUCGAUAUGUUACCUCGUGAUGAAAUAAAACCAUCAAGAAAAUAUCUUGAUGAGUUAUCGAAAGCUCAAGUAAUUACUCCUGAAUAUCUUCAAUAUUUACAAUUACAACAAAUGGCUACUGAAAAUCAACAAAAAAAUAAUCAAAAUAAUCAAAAUAAUCAAAAUAAAAACAAUCAACAAAUUCUACCACAACAACGUAAUUUAAAUAUACCACAUUCACCUCAAUUACAAGAACAAAGUAGUAAUAAUAAUAAUAAUAAUAAUAAUAAUAAUAAUAAUAAUAAUAGUGUUAGUGUAAAAAGAUCAUAUUCAAUGGAAAUUCAAAAUUCAAGUCCACUUAGUACUCCAAAAAAGAGAAGUAAUUCUCAAGAUUAUAAUUUCCAAUAUAAUGAAAAUAAUCAUAAUCAGUCAUCAUUAAGCCAAACUCAACAAUUACAACAAUUAAAUCAACAACAACAACAACAACAACAACAACAACAACAACAACAACAACAACAACAACAACAACAACAACAACAUAGCCAACAAAUCUCCCAACAAAUUCAUCAUAUUCCUACACCUUCUAACUCAUCAUCAUCUCUACCACCUUUGCCACCACACAAUAGUAAUCAUGCUCAUAAUAAUAAUAAUAAUAAUAAUAAUAAUAACAAUAAUAAUAAUAACAACAAUUUAAAUAAUAAUAAUAAUAAUAAUAAUAAUAAUAAUAAUAAUAAUAAUAAUAAUAAUAAUAAUAAUAAUAAUAAUAAUAAUAAUAAUAAUAAUAAUAAUAAUAAUAAUAAUAAUAAUAAUAAUAAUAAUAAUAAUAAUAAUAAUAAUAAUAAUAAUAAUAAUAAUAAUAAUAAUAAUAAUAAUAAUAAUAAUAAUAAUAAUAAUAAUAAUAAUAAUACUUUUGAUUAUUCUUUUAAUGACUCAAAAAAUGAUGAACACAAAGUUUCAUUGAAUGAAUCAAAUUUUAUAUCAACGCCAACAAAUGAUAAUAUAAUAUCUUCUUCUCCAUCGAGUCAAGUUUACUAUUAUUCUGAUAAUUGA
This is a messenger RNA of Dictyostelium discoideum AX4, 2055 nucleotides long. RefSeq lists its product as hypothetical. The coding region runs from base 1 to 2055 and encodes 684 amino acids. Lineage: Eukaryota; Evosea; Eumycetozoa; Dictyosteliales; Dictyosteliaceae. The record is from RefSeq and is a predicted model, not a curated record. The transcript is spliced from 2 exons.